ACAGCUGGCAAUUCAGUUUCGUUGAGUCAGCAAAGCCAUGCGGAACCUAGCUCCACUUCUAACCCUAAUAUUUGCGAUCUCUUGGAAGAUCUGUGAGGCCUCAGUGCCGCCUCGUCGCCCCGAUGGACGCAUUGUGAAUGGAAGGGAGGCAAAUGAGGGCGAGUUUCCUUAUCAGCUAUCGCUACGGCGCCUCACCGUUCACAUCUGUGGCGCCUCUGUCUUGGACGGCAGCUGGGCCAUCACCGCCGCCCAUUGCGUCGAUGGCCACGAGAAGCAGCCGCAGGAGUUCACCUUGCGCCUGGGCAGCGUGAAGCGCUCCAGUGGCGGCAGCGUGAUGAGUGUGCGAACGAUCUAUAAGCAUCCUUCGUACGAUGCCAAGGACAUGAACUUCGAUGUGGCGCUGCUGCGUACACAGCCGGGCGCCUUAACUCAAAAUCCCAAUGUCUCGCCCAUCGCCCUGCCCGAGGCUGGGGCCGUGAUCGAGGAGAAUCAGCUGGCCGUUGUUUCCGGCUGGGGUUACAUGAGCAGCACGGAAUCGGUUCUGUCCUCUACGCUGAAGUACACUACAGUGCGGACGGUUAAUCAGGAAAGAUGUCAUAACGAUUUGAGAUAUCACGGCGGAGUAACUGAUGCCAUGUUCUGCGCCUCGGCACGUAACACGGAUGCAUGUCAGGGCGACAGCGGUGGUCCACUUACAGCUCAAGGCAAGCUCAUCGGCAUUGUGUCUUGGGGUGUCGGCUGCGCGGAUCCGUUUUAUCCGGGAGUUUAUACACGGCUGUCACAUCCCUCGAUCAGAGGCUGGGUGCGAAUGCUAACCAAAUUGUAAAUUGAAAUGUAUUUUGACUGCUAAUUAAAUAAAUUAAUAGUUCAGAUUU
Drosophila arizonae is the source of this 875-nucleotide messenger RNA. Its product is annotated as trypsin-4. NCBI's taxonomy places the organism in Eukaryota, Metazoa, Arthropoda, Insecta, Diptera, Drosophilidae. The record is from RefSeq and is a predicted model, not a curated record. Gene Ontology annotation, molecular function: serine-type endopeptidase activity. Gene Ontology annotation, biological process: proteolysis.